AUGCAAGGAUUUUUGGUUAUCUCCGUUUUUCCGAAGAAAACGUUCCCAAAAGAGACUGUAUUUUACAAGUGGUUUGUCGCCGGAACGAAAGACGUUCCAUUUAUUGUCCGGGAUAAUGAAUUCUUUAUCGAUCGAGACCCGAAAUCUUUUGCUAUUAUCCUCAACUAUUUCCGCUUGAAAUCGUCAGGCCAAUUAUGGGAAGCAUGCUUGCCAAAAGAUCCGGAUCGGCUGGCAAUGUUGACACAGGAGGCCGAAUACUUUGACCUCGUCCAACUGCGCACCCAGGCCAUUAAUCUUUUGCAAAGCAGCUGCGAGGAUCGGCAAACCAAUUAUAUCCAUGAGGUGCUAUCAAAGAGUACCAGCUGCCCCCAGGGUUUCAAUUCGCCCUUCGAU
This is a messenger RNA of Mesorhabditis spiculigera, 393 nucleotides long. NCBI's taxonomy places the organism in Eukaryota, Metazoa, Nematoda, Chromadorea, Rhabditida, Rhabditidae. The record is from the annotation of a GenBank genome assembly.